Molecule: messenger RNA, 2665 nt
Organism: Dimorphilus gyrociliatus
Lineage: Eukaryota; Metazoa; Annelida; Polychaeta; Dinophilidae
Source: the annotation of a GenBank genome assembly
GAGAAUCUGCGGGAUUUCGCCCAGGAAGUAACGAUAAAAGAAGAACGAGACUCAAUUUUUAAAAAAAAAUUAUUUGUAGUCUAAACGGAAAUUAGCCAAGAUGUCAAAAUUUUUUGCUGCAUCUGAAUCAGAUAGUGAAACAUCGGGAGAUGAAAUAAGUGCCGAUCCACGUUCUCGAAUUCAACCAGUUCAAUAUCAAUGGAGUGAGUCUGAUGAUGAGGAAAAGAGAGUUGUUAGAAGUGCGAAAGAUAAAAGAUAUGAAGAAUUGAGAGAUGUCAUUAAGCAAAUUAGCAAUCAUAAAAAGAUUAAGGAUAUGACAAAAGUUCUCUCAACUUUUGAAGAUCUUUCCCGAGUCUUUGAAAAAUCUAAAAAAGUUAUCGAACGAGAAGGUCUACCAAUUCCAAGAUUCUUUUUAAAGUGUUUAACUGAAACUGAAGAUUUUAUUAAUAAAGUAUGGGAAGAUAAGGAUGGCAGAAAAGCUCUGAGCAAAAAUAAUACUAAAAGUCUCACAGCUCUAAGACAAAAAUUUAGAAAAUAUAUUAAAUCAAAUUUUGAAGAAGAAAUUACAAAAUAUCGGGAAAAUCCUGAUGGUGAAGAUGCAGUAGAGGAAGAAGUUGAAGCUGUAGUUGAAGAAGCUCCAGAAGUGGUUAAAGAGAUUGUGCCAGAAGUGCUGAAAGAUGAUGAAGAUUCAGAGUCUGAUUGGUCGAUGAGCAGCACGGAUGAAAGCAGCGAGAGCAAUGACGAAGGAUUCUCUCUGGAUUAUUUCAGGAAAAAAGAUGACGAUGCUAAAACGAAAAAGACAGAAAAAAGAAAAAGUAAACCCAAAGAUAUCAGAAUAUCUAGACAUAGUGGCGAAGAAGACUGGACUGAAGUUACAUCAAUAGAACGCCCAAAAUUAUUUGCAAAGGAUGCUGAGAUUAAUGUUGAGGCUAUCCAAAAGAAAAUGGUUGAGCAUAUUGCAUCAAGAGGUAAAAAGGGAACUGAUAGAUAUUUCAUGAUAGAAGUUCUUGGUGAAUUGAAAACAAUUGCUUUUGCACACGAUCUUGGUGAUCCUAUUCAAAUCAAACUACUAUUUGCCAUUUUACCCGCCAUUUUCGAUUAUAACCCAAAUAUGGCAACGUGUAUGAAAACGGAAAUUUGGGAGAUGUGCUUAAGUUGUAUGAUAGAGCUUAUGGAAUUAUUGGAGAAAAACCCUGCUAUUACUAUUGGUGAAAACAUUCAAGAAGACUCUGAAGUAUUAGAGGGAGAAGAUAUUCAUGUUCGCGGAUCUAUAUUAUCCUUGGUUGAAAGAGUUGACGAAGAAUUUAUAAAAAUGCUUCAAUCGGUCGAUGCUCAUAGUACCGACUACAUCGAAAGACUAAGAGACGAAAGAAAAAUUUAUGAUCUUAUUGUUCGAACUGAGAAGUACUUGGCUGAAAGAAACACAUCAGACGAAGAAAAUUGUAGAAUAUUCUUAAAAAGAAUCGAGCAUGUCCACUAUAAAUUUGAUGCUAGAGUUAUCGACGAUCCUGAAAACCUAGAUGAUGAAGAAAACUCAAUUAAAAUUAUGGAUAGACUAUGUAAAUUCAUCUACACAAAAGAUGUUACUGAUAGAAUUAGAACUAGAGCUAUUCUUUGUCAAAUUUAUCAUUAUGCAAUUCACGAUCAGUGGUUCGAAGCUCGUGAUUUGAUGCUGAUGUCCCAUCUACAAGAUACAAUUGCACAUUCUGAUGUUCCAACGCAAAUAUUAUAUAAUAGAGCUAUGGUUCAGUUAGGAUUAUGUGCUUUCCGUCAAGGUCAUAUAAAGGACGCUCAUAAUUGUCUGGUAGAUAUGCAAAGCGGUGGUAGAUCAAAGGAGCUAUUAGCCCAAGGAUUAUUGAUGCAAAGAGCUCAUGAAAGAACGGCAGAGCAAGAAAAAGUUGAAAAACGCAGACAGAUCCCUUAUCAUAGGCAUAUAAAUUUGGAAUUGUUGGAAUGCGUCUACCUAAUUUCGGCUAUGUUACUGGAAGUUCCUUACCUGGCUGCUCAUGAGUUGGAUGCCAGAAGGAGAAUGAUUUCCAAAAACUUUCACCACGUCCUUAGAUUAUCGGAAAAGCAGGCCGUCGUGGGACCACCCGAAACAAUGAGGGAACACAUUGUAGCAGCAUCAAAAGCAAUGAAAAUUGGAGAUUGGGUUGCUUGUAAAAGUUUUUUGAUUAAUGAUAAAAUGCAACAGAAAGUAUGGUCAUUAAUGCACAACUCUUCUUCUGUAAAAUCUAUGCUGGAGAGAAAGAUUCAAGAAGAGAGUCUCAGAACUUAUUUAUUCUCCUACGCUCAAGUUUACAAUUCGUUAUCUUUGGAAUUUGUUUGCGAGGAAUUUGAAUUGCCGUCGUCAGUUGUUCAUUCAAUUAUAUCAAAAAUGAUUAUAAAUGAAGAGCUAAUGGCUUCUCUUGACGAACCGACGAAAACUCUCGUGAUGCAUAGGACAGAACCAACGCAUGUACAAUCACUUUGUCUGCAAUUGGCGGAGAAGGUAUCAACUCUAAUCGAAAAUAAUGAGAAAAUGGCAGAUAUGAAGAACGGAAACUUCUUUUCUAAACAACUUCCUAAUAUGGCUGGUAACCAACAGCAGAUGAGGCAAACAGAAGAUUAUCAAAGAAGAGUCCAAACCCAACCGAGGGAUAGGCAAAGAAAUCUAAGAUUUUAG